AAUUGUUUGUUAUCAUACUUGCGAUUGAAAAUGGAAAUAAAAAACUUGUUUUAUUUCACUAAAGCAUGCAUCAGAAUUUAUUUAUUCACUUUAAACACAUUUAGUCAGUAGGGUCCAACCAUCAUCUUAACAUCAAAAUUGACUUGAUUAUCUCAUUUGUUGCAGAAUGUCGUCAUUAAGUAACAAAGCAUGAAUGGACAAAUAUAAGUUAAGUCUAGAAUAUUUGGAUGGACUUGUGCAUUUUAUUGAGUUUACAUAGAACAACGGUAGUGGAUUUUAUCAUUAUUCAUAUCCCUGUGCGAAAUGUAGAAAUGGGAGUGGGAUGUUCACUCUUGGAGAGAUUCAUGAGCAUUUGCUCCUUAACGGUAUUGAUAAGUCAUACACACAUUGGAUUUUUCAUGAUGUGUUACACAUGCAAAAUAUGCUUGCCCUGUUCAUGCUGAGGGAACCGUCGCUGAAUGACUUAAGAGUGGCAAGAAGUACUCCUAUCAGCGCCAUCGAAGAUUUCUUCCUAUUAAUCAUGUUUUUAGGACCCAAAAAGCGGCAUUCAAUAAUAAAGUAGAAGAAGGAAGACCUUCUCAUCGAUUAAGUGGUUCAGAAGUUGAAGCGAAGGUAAUCGAUAUUAGAUGGAUAUCGGUAAAUCGAAGGGGAAGAAACGAAAAAGUUAUGGUGAUGAUUCGACUGGGAAUAUAACUACUUUGUACAAAAAAACAAUCCUAUUUGACUUGCCAUAUUGGAAGGAGUUACCAAUUCGACCUAACUUGGAUGUAAUGCAUGUUGUAAAGAAUGUUGGUGACCAUCUUUUGUCAACGAUUCUAGAAGUCAAAGAUAAAAGUAAGGAUGAUAUAAGUGCACGUGAAGAUUUGAAAAAAAUGAACAUAAUGAAAGACUUAUGGCUGAAAGAAGCGGAUGGCAAAACUAUUAAACCAAAGGCAUCAUUUACUUUAAGUCGCAAGGAGAAAGAAUUGUUCUGUCAAACAUUGCACGACUUGAAGGUUCCAACAGGGUAUAGUUCCAGAUUUAAACAUCUUGUGAACUUACAAACUUUCAAGAUAAAGGGACUAAAGUCGCAUGAUUAUCACGUCAUUAUGUGUCAGUUACUACCUGUGUUGCUACAACAUGCUUUCUCAGAGCAUAAGACGUUGCGAACUGCUAUUCAGCACAUCUGUUACUUCUUUAAUGUCCUGUGCUCGAAGACAAUUAGUGCAGAUAACAUCAUUGCUAUCAAAAAAAGUGUUAUUGUGGUAAUGUGUGUUUUGGAGAAGUUUUUUCCUCCUUCAUUUUUUGUUAUUAGCAUUCACCUUAUGGUACAUCUAGCUGAUGAAGCAUUAGCUUGCGGUCCAAUUAGAUUUCGGUGGAUGUAUCCUUUUGAAUGGUUAAUGAAGAUUUAUAAAGGAUACGUAAAGAAUACAGCACAUCCUGAAGGGUGUAUUGCAGAGCGUUACAUUGUAGAAGAAUCUAUUUUAUAUUGUAUGGAGUACAUGCCAAACGGUGAGAGAGGAAGUCACAAGCAUACGCAUCAAAGGUUCCUGGAUGAGGAUAGGGUGUGUGAUGAAGAGCCUUUGGAUAAUGGAAAGAAUAUAUACUUAACUAACAUACAACAUCAACAAGUACGUAGAUGGGUUCUACACUGCUACGAUGGAAUUUAUGAAUGGAAAAGGAAGCAUGAAAUAUAUUUAAGAACGACCACAUCAAAGGGGCAAAGAAGAAAGGGUAGUGUGUCGAAGAACAAUGAACAUGAUUUCAUCAAUUGGUUACGAAAGGAGUUGGAGUUUGUUGAGGGCGAGUUGACAGUGAAACGAUUAGUAGAUGGCCCUACAUUUAAGGCAAAGUGCUAUAACAAGUAUCGCGUGAAUGGUUUUGUAUUCUCUCCAAGUAAAUACGAGAUUACUAAGUCAACACAAAAUAGUGGGGUGUCCAUGAAAGCCAUCACUAAAUACAGGGCAAGUGCUAAAGAUAAGAAUUGCAAAGAAGAUGAGGCUACCUAUUAUUGAGUAGUAAAACAGAUAAUCGAGUUGGAUUACACUAUCUUCCGUCAAACGGUAUUUUAUUGUGAUUGGGUCAAAGUGGAAGACAAGACCAAUGGAUGCAUUGUUGAUCCCGAGUCAAAUUUGGUAAUGGUAAAUAUGGAGAAAUUGAAAGGACAUGAGAAGGAAGGAGAUGAACCAUUCAUACUUGCAUCCCAAGCAAGUCAAGUAUUCUACUCCAAGGAUCAAACAAGGCCUGGAUGGUAUGUUGUUUUAAUGUCACCAAAAAGAUUGACGAAAGACGUAGACACACUUGAAGAUCCGACUCUGUUUUCCUCUUCUGGGGGCGAGAAUACAAAUUUAGAAAAUAUUAUAAAGGAAAUUGGCUAUGAGUUUUAGGUAAUUUUUUUGUUAUCAUAUUUUGUAUUGAUUCAUUUGACAUUUUAUCUAAUGUAAAAAAUAUCUUGGUAAAUGAAUUUAUAUUUGUAUGAUGAUUUCUUCUUAUUUAAAUUUGUGUCUAUAGGUGAGCUUGGACAUGUCAAUAGCAGAGGAGAACAUGUCAACUUUAUAAGCACACACAUUAAAAAAUAUAGGAACUUCAUCGUCGUUAAAAAAUAAGCCU
Molecule: messenger RNA, 2589 nt
Organism: Magnolia sinica
Lineage: Eukaryota; Viridiplantae; Streptophyta; Magnoliopsida; Magnoliales; Magnoliaceae
Exons: 7
Coding region: 627-1994 (455 amino acids)
Source: RefSeq, a predicted model, not a curated record